Messenger RNA from Ilyonectria robusta, 1878 nucleotides. RefSeq lists its product as uncharacterized. The record is from RefSeq and is a predicted model, not a curated record. The coding region runs from base 129 to 1418 and encodes 429 amino acids. Gene Ontology annotation, cellular component: membrane. The transcript has a single exon. NCBI's taxonomy places the organism in Eukaryota, Fungi, Ascomycota, Sordariomycetes, Hypocreales, Nectriaceae. Gene Ontology annotation, molecular function: hexosyltransferase activity.
CAGCCUGAGCCCAAACCGGGCUGUGUUACUUGGUUGUGUAUAAGUUGCCUUCUCUCGCCUCUAUCGUUUGGGCUCCCUCCUCAUCUCGUCAAUCCAUGAAGUGAGGAUCUUAACACUCUCUCUGUACAAUGUUCUCAAAAAGAUCCCAUUCUCCGGCCUCCCAUGCUCGGUGGUCAUAUCUACAAUGUGUCCCAAAACGAUGCAUCCGCAUCGUCAUCCUCUGCCUUCUUAUGACCUUGCUUCUCGCCCCCUCUCUACUCAAGCAACAAUACGUCCACCAUGCACCAUUCGAAGCACCAAACUCCGGGCUUGUCCUUCAUGGCAAAGUCGUACACGAUGCCCCUACUACACUAUAUCCGUUGGAGCCCUUCCCUGAGUCGCCGAUGAUGCUACCUUCGAGCGACGGUGACCACAGCAAUCAGUCACAUCCUUGGCUAGCGGCAGUGAUGUGCGCCGCGGAAGAUGUUGAACGCCGGAUGAUGAUAAGAUCGACCUGGAUGAAAGUCUACCGAGAUUUGCCUUUUGACAAGCGCUUCGUCGUGUCCAGCCCGGGACCUCGAUGGACUGAGAUUGUUGCCAUGGAAAACCGGACUUUUGGCGACAUGAUCGUGCUGGACCACCUCCGAGAAGACGAUGUGACAGCCAACACGAUCAAGACGCUCGAGUUUUACAAGUGGCUAGUGCAUCACGGAAAGAAAUACGAGUUCGUCUCCAAGAUGGACACCGAUCUGUGGCUGAACGCGCGUGGGUUCUGGGACAAAUUCCUGGCGCCGCGGAUGUCCAAUGAGGUCGGACGUUAUACGGCAACGGUCAAGCGGACAGUCAUUGGAGAGUUGUUCUACUCCCGCGCCUGGGACCUUGUCUUCCCCCACGGCGCCAUGUACACGGUAACGUGGGACAUGGUGGAGUUGCUGGCGUCGCUGCAAAGCAGGUUCUGCGUCGUGACAGGCGAGGACAUGGCGGUGGCGACGCUGAUGCUCAAGGGCCGAGAGCAAGCCAACUUUGUCAAUUUUAGAGGCACCGAGAAGUUCGACUAUGACGACAUGGACUCGCGCGGGGACGGGAGAGCGUGGGCGCGGGAGACGACGCACCCUAAUUCAACGCGUCAUGCUAUUGCCGGCCGCGACGCCAUUGCAGUUCACCAACUAAAAGAGAAGCGGCUGUGGUUCAAGGUGGCCGAGUGCUUCGACGAGCGUGGCGUCAAGCCGACUCCGCCCUUCAGCGGGUUGGAAGCGACGCCGGCCUGGACGCUGCGCUGGUCCGACUUUCUGCACUCGAUGGGGCUGACAAGGCGGUACAAAUCCCGGGUCGACAGGAUACCCGACUUUGUCUGGAGUUUCGAGGAGGAUAGCUGGAUAUGCGACGGGAUCUGGAACCUCGGCAAGUGGAGGGAUGGUUUCGUAGACGAAGUGCAAUAAUGAAGUGUAAACACACCCGCCAUGUGUCUCCGUUUGUGACGUCCGCCUGGUACUCGGGCGCCAAGUACCUGCUCGCGUGCCUCUUUUGCGUCUUUGUGCCUUGGCACAAACAACCGCCUAAUAAUAACAACUUGCUCAAACAGAGGCAGAUUAAUUUCAUGCUAGGUUGCCGUCGUCGCAGGCUUCGGGACGAAGCUGCAAUUGGUUCAAAACCGGCUUAUUAGCGGCCGUGGCUGAGGCUCAGCUGUCUGAGAGCCCAGGGGUGGCAUGCCGCUUUCCAGACUGCGAUUCGAAUCGUCGAGAGAAUCGUAUCAGAUCCGCUUGGUUGAUGCAGCGAAAGCACAGGUCUCCCGUAGGAGGUACCGCAUUAUCCCGACAUAGUGCCCCGGAAUACGAGCCGACUAAUGAUAUGGCGGGAGAGUUACGUGAUGCGCCGCACGGGGGUUUAUAGUCGGAGGGA